Molecule: messenger RNA, 1830 nt
Organism: Zychaea mexicana
Lineage: Eukaryota; Fungi; Mucoromycota; Mucoromycetes; Mucorales; Lichtheimiaceae
Product: coth protein-domain-containing protein
Exons: 5
Coding region: 1-1830 (609 amino acids)
Source: RefSeq, a predicted model, not a curated record
AUGGUGAUCCUGAAGCGGACGGCACAUCCAAUGCUUCUGCUGCUAUUAUUAUAUUGCACGGCGAUCUCAUAUGCACAAGACGUACAGUAUGCCGUCAUUGCCUUUCUGCCGGAAGGCGCGCAAUCCGUUGUUGUCUCUGUUGACGGCACGAACCAUCCGCUCGGACCUAGUCAACAAAAUAUCCCCAACGUUUACACUGGUACCGCCCCUGCACCUGCAGAAACAUACAAUUAUGCUAUUUUGGACGGCCAAGGCAACGUACUCAUGUCGGAAGCGACACCUAGACGAUUGGCCAAUGGUGAUUCUAGUGGCAAUGAAUUCUUUAAUCGAACUACUUUACAUCAAGUACCAGAACUUCCUCAAGCCUACCACCCUAUCUAUCCACCACUGUUCAGCAACAUGAACAAGUCUGAUGAAAUCGCCACCAUCAUCAUGCAGGCCAACAUGACAGCUGUAAAUGAGAUCUUAUCAGAUCCCAAAGGAGAUCACGAGUAUGCAUUGGUGGAAAGCAUGACGUAUAUUAACAGCAGAGACGCCUUUACGUUCCGAAACUCUGGGUUCCGCAACAGUGGCAAAUCAAGCAAGGAAUUCACAAGACAGUCGUUCAAAAUCAAGCUUAAUGAAUAUACUGAAAAGGGAGCAGAGAAACAAUUACUCUAUGGCAGAACAACCGUAAAACUACGUGCUCAGCCUGCUGACCCUACCAUGAUGCGAGAGAAACUGGCUUUUGACUGCUUGGCCGCUGCCGGUGCUGCCACAUUGGGCGCUUCAUGGACUCGCCUAUUUGUUAAUGGUCAACCAAUGGGUCUUUACCUAAUGAUCGACGAUGCUACAACAAGUUUUAUUGAUAACGUUCUGCAUGGUGGCGAUCAUGACUAUCCUCAUACAGGUCCCACUUACAAGGGCAAUGCAAUCACUCCACAAGAGGAGGGUAACCUCGUCUACCAUGGCGAUAACAUUGCUCUAUAUCCGGAAAGUAUGUACGAAUUGGAAGAUGAAGGCGCCAACGGCGACCUGUUCCCGAACAAGUCAGACGAAAUCGUGCCUUUGAUUGGGUUUAUGCGAGAUCUGAGCAAUGUUGAGCUCGCACAAGACGCUGAGAACCGCGGCAACUUGGGUAACCUGAUGGAUAACUCACAUCACACUUUGCUACAUCUCGCUAUCAACUUUUUGUCCGGCGCUUGGGAUGGUCUUUGGCAUCAGGCAAGCAAUUAUUAUCUGAACCAAAACUUGGAAUCUAAGCGUUGGACCAUGAUCACUUAUGAUUAUGACGAAGUAUUUGGCAUCGGCGUCGAUCCCUCUGUUGCUACAACCCCUUACCAAAACUUUUCGCGUGCCAACUCAUCACGACCCUUCAUUGACGUGCACUUGGAAUCCCCGUACUAUCGUGGCGAAUUCGAAAAGAUUUUACAAACCAUUGUCAAGCGAUACUUUAAACCCAGUAUCAUUGACGCCAGACUCGAUGCUUGGCGUACCAUGCUGCAAGCCGAUCAACACUGGAACUUGGAAUUGCCUGCACGCUCACCCGGAACGAUCAACACGACUUGGACCAUUUGGAACUUUGAAAAUAACAUUGAAAAUACGGAUGGUCAGGUGAUGGGCAUCAAGGAAUGGGUCCGCAAUCGUUCCGCAGCUGUUUGUGAGCAGCUUAGUUUUACCGACGAAGAUGAUCUUCCUCCUUUGGGUCCCUAUAAUGCAGAGUCGCGUCCGCCAGCCAAUGAGCAGACAGAACUGAAGCCUUCGGCUGCUGUACCUAACUUGUUAUGGCACCAGAACAGCUAUUGCUUAGUUCUCACAGCUUUGGCUGCGCUAUUUUUAGUAAAUCUUUGA